AUGCCGAAACGAUCAGACGCAACGACAUCGCAAGAAACCACCACCUCAAAGUCGAUGACAACAGAAGCGAAAACCAAGUCUAAGCCAAGCCCUACUGCCACGAUGCCGAAACGAUCAGACGCAACGACAUCGCAAGAAACCACCACCUCCAAGUCGAUGACAACAGAAGCGAAAACCAAGUCUGAGCCAAGCCCUACUGCCACGAUGCCGAAACGAUCAGACGCAACGACAUCGCAAGAAACCACCACCUCCAAGUCGAUGACAACAGAAGCGAAAACCAAGUCUGAGCCAAGCCCUACUGCCACGAUGCCGAAACGAUCAGACGCAACGACAUCGCAAGAAACCACCACCUCCAAGUCGGUGACAACAGAAGCAAAAACCAAGUCUGAGCCAAGCCCUACUGCCACGAUGCCGAAACGAUCAGACGCAACGACAUCGCAAGAAACCACCACCUCCAAGUCGGUGACAACAGAAGCAAAAACCAAGUCUGAGCCAAGCCCUACUGCCACGAUGCCGAAACGAUCAGACGCAACGACAUCGCAAGAAACCACCACCUCCAAGUCGGUGACAACAGAAGCAAAAACCAAGUCUGAGCCAAGCCCUACUGCCACGAUGCCGAAACGAUCAGACGCAACGACAUCGCAAGAAACCACCACCUCCAAGUCGAUGACAACAGAAGCGAAAACCAAGUCUGAGCCAAGCCCUACUGCCACGAUGCCGAAACGAUCAGACGCAACGACAUCGCAAGAAACCACCACCUCCAAGUCGGUGACAACAGAAGCAAAAACCAAGUCUGAGCCAAGCCCUACUGCCACGAUGCCGAAACGAUCAGACGCAACGACAUCGCAAGAAACCACCACCUCCAAGUCGAUGACAACAGAAGCGAAAACCAAGUCUGAGCCAAGCCCUACUGCCACGAUGCCUAAACGAUCAGACGCAACGACAUCGCAAGAAACCACCACCUCCAAGUCGAUGACAACAGAAGCGAAAACCAAGUCUGAGCCAAGCCCUACUGCCACGAUGCCGAAACGAUCAGACGCAACGACAUCGCAAGAAACCACCACCUCCAAGUCGAUGACAACAGAAGCGAAAACCAAGUCUGAGCCAAGCCCUACUGCCACGAUGCCGAAACGAUCAGACGCAACGACAUCGCAAGAAACCACCACCUCCAAGUCGAUGACAACAGAAGCGAAAACCAAGUCCGAGCCAAGCCCUACUGCCACGAUGCCGAAACGAUCAGACGCAACGACAUCGCAAAAAGCCACCACCUCCAAGUCAAUGACAACAGAAACGAAAACCAAGUCCGUGACGAGCCCUAAGGCCACAUUGCCGGAACCAUCAGACGCAACGACUUCCAUGCUCAUCCCUCCGGUGGAUUGUGAAUACGGCGGGUCGUUCUACAAUUUCAGCACUUGCGAGAUGAAUCAUGCUUCCGCGGUUUCAGCUUGUUACCAAUACGGAUCCCAUCUGGUCGACAUCGACUCGCCAGAGGAACGGAACUUCAUUGUGAGGCAUGAUCGGUACCACAACUCGAACUCUAAUGGCUGGAAUCGAUACUGGAUCGGGCUGACCGGCUCAAGUCUCGACAACCCAGCAUCGGGAAAGGGUGAUUAG
Molecule: messenger RNA, 1614 nt
Organism: Strongylocentrotus purpuratus (purple sea urchin)
Lineage: Eukaryota; Metazoa; Echinodermata; Echinoidea; Camarodonta; Strongylocentrotidae
Product: proteoglycan 4
Exons: 16
Coding region: 1-1614 (537 amino acids)
Source: RefSeq, a predicted model, not a curated record